AUGGGGCAUUUGCCAUCUGGUGGCAUGAAGUUACAAGACAUGAUUUUAGAUCCAUCCAGAGCCUUUGGAGCCAGGAGAGGAGGAGAGAACAUCGCUGACGUUAAACAUCAAAAUGAAAGUAUGGAAUAUUUCAAUUUUGGAUUUGGCUUCUUGAGAACCCUAUGCAGUGGAAGGCCUGGUUUGACGAGGCACAUGAAAACGUUCCGUCAUCAGGCAUCUGUAUAUGAUGUGACCAACGCAAUCACUGUGUCAAAUAGAACAGAGCUGAAAUAUAUGAAGUGUUUAGAGGGAGUGACUGUUGGAAUUGUUCGUGUCGACUAUGCAAAUAUGUACUGGACCGUCAUAGAGCUGUACAGCGCAUAUCUGAAUGCCCGGGAAAUGAACAGAACUGCUGCCGAGACCACCAUUCUCAUCCUUGACGCCCAUCCAGCUACUGGUCUGGACGGAUUGUGGGAACUGUUCUUCAAGAACGUUGUCAGAGUUGGAUGGUUGAAAACAACAACACUCCUGGAACAGUUUGCCCUGGUUCCCGAGUCAAAACAUGUGCCAAUUGUGCGUGGCGAAAAGCCUAUUCCCUAUAUCGACGACUUCCGGUAUGAGGUUUCCAAUCGCGUAGGAGGAUUCCAGGGCAGGAGAAUAGAUUGUGACAGGAUUAAGAUAACCGUUGUGCUGAGAAGGAACUACAUAGCUCAUCCAAGAAAUGUCAAGGGCACAAUAAAAAGGCAGUUCAAUAAUUCCGAUGACCUCAUUCAGGCGCUGAAAAACGCUGUUCCCGGAACUCCUGUACAAGCCAUAGCACUAGAGACUUUAACUAUCAGAGAACAAAUACAAUUAAUGACGGAAACGGAUAUUCUUAUCGGCGUGCACGGUGCAGGGUUGGCACUGUCGUUGUUCCAGGUUCCAGGAACAGGGUUGAUUGAACUCUUCCCUUUCGAGUAUAAACGUCACAGAAACAAUCACAUGGAACAUUUGGCUGUUUGGGGUGGUAAACUCUACAGCAGUUGGUACAGCGACAACAGGUUAGCCACCACUGUGCACGUUCCUCCACGAGUCCUGACGAGUAUGUAUACUCUGUCUAAGAUAAUGUUUAGCAUAGUAAAGGCUGUGAAACUAUCUUAUGUCAUACAAUGUGAUAUUGUGGUGUUAUAUGUAUUCUGGUAUUACCGGGCACUCGUGAAGAACAACCUCCUCGUGGUGAGUGCUGGGUAA
Messenger RNA from Haliotis rubra (blacklip abalone), 1209 nucleotides. RefSeq lists its product as uncharacterized. Lineage: Eukaryota; Metazoa; Mollusca; Gastropoda; Lepetellida; Haliotidae. The record is from RefSeq and is a predicted model, not a curated record. Gene Ontology annotation, cellular component: endoplasmic reticulum lumen. The coding region runs from base 1 to 1209 and encodes 402 amino acids. Gene Ontology annotation, molecular function: protein N-acetylglucosaminyltransferase activity. The transcript has a single exon.